AUGACAAUGGCGCAUUACUACGCAUCGGCCGGGGAGAGCGAGAGAGAGAAUGAGGAGGAGGAGGCGAGAGAAGAGGGGUGGGAAGGCGCGAGUGAGAGUGGGAGAGACGACAGGAGUGAUCUCGAUUCGGCGGAGGGGGCGGAGGAGGCGGAGUGGGCGGAUGGGGCGGAGGAGGGGGAGUGGGCGGAGGGGGCGGAGGAAGCGGAGUGGGCGGAGGGGACGGGGAAGGCGGACAGGGCGGAGAGGGCGGAGCUGAGUGCGUCUGCUGAUGGCGGGUAUGCAUGCCGCGGAUGGGAUAAUGAGACAGAGAUGGCAAUGCUGGCGAAAUCGGUUGCGGAAGAGGGGGUCGCGGAGAGGGGGGUUGCGGAGAGGGGGAUUGCGGAAGAGGCGAAAGGGCCACAUUGGGGCGAGUCGUGGGUGUCGAGUGUGGAGUGGUUCGUGUCGUGGCCGCUCAGGCGACUCAGCCACCCGUGGCGCAAGAGUCAUUUGCGUCUUUCCCUCUCUCCCGUGUCCACCACUCACACUCUCCCCUCACUCCUCUUCCCCCUCGCUCUUCCAUGCCCCUCUCCCUUUUUUCCCUCCCAUUUGCUGCUACGGGUGGGUUUGGAUGUGGGCGCUGCUGUCUUCUCAGCGUCUCUCCGUGCUCACACCCUCCCCCCCCCCUCUCUUCCGCUCCCUCCCUCCCAGCGUCUGCUGUGGGUGUGGGUGCUGGUGGCAGCGGCCAUCCUGUCGCUGGUGUUUACAGUGGCAUGGCGGCACGCGCAGGCGAACGAGAGGGACGACUUGGAGGCACACUGCGACGAGUGGGCGGCGUUCAUACAGGCCAAGUUUAACAUCAUGGCUGCCAACACACGCUCCAUCUCCGACUUUAUCCGCGCUUAUUACCUCGAUAACAUGAGGGAGGACUUGCUUGAUGUGCCCAAAUUCCAGCGCUUCACUCAGGCCACUCUCGUCUCGACCACUGAGCUGACCUAA
Molecule: messenger RNA, 975 nt
Organism: Closterium sp. NIES-65
Lineage: Eukaryota; Viridiplantae; Streptophyta; Zygnematophyceae; Desmidiales; Closteriaceae
Source: the annotation of a GenBank genome assembly